Molecule: messenger RNA, 915 nt
Organism: Trypanosoma grayi
Lineage: Eukaryota; Euglenozoa; Kinetoplastea; Trypanosomatida; Trypanosomatidae
Product: putative prohibitin
Exons: 1
Coding region: 1-915 (304 amino acids)
Biological process (GO): mitochondrion organization
Cellular component (GO): membrane; mitochondrion
Source: RefSeq, a predicted model, not a curated record
AUGGCAAAGGUUCCACCUGGUCCUGACUUUUCUCGCAUCGCAGCGGAAGUGAGGAGGCGGCUGGGAAAUUUCGGCGACAUCACCGGCCUCGCGGCGCUCGUGGGACUUGGCGGGUUUGUUACCGUGGGUCUGUACAAAUCCAUCUACUUCGUUGAUGGAGGCUGCCGUGCGGUGAAGUUCAACGUCAUAACAGGCAUGAAGGACAAGACUUAUGGUGAAGGAGCCAACUUUGCCAUUCCAUUCCUCGAGAUACCCGUGGUAUUCGACAUCCGAAACAAGCCUACCGAGGUGAUGACGGCGACUGGAAGUCGAGAUUUACAGACUGUUAACCUGGCGGUGCGUGUUCUCUAUCAGCCGAGCGUCAACGAUUUGUCACAUGUCUACCGUAAUCUGGGCAUGGAGUACGCUGAGACGGUGCUCCCAUCGCUCAUCAACGAGAUAAUUCGCGCCGUUAUAGCACAGUUCAACGCUUCGGAUCUUCUCGUGAAGCGUCCCGAAGUGAGCCACCGUAUUGCCGUUAUGCUAGCUGAGCGUGCAAAGCGAUUUAACAUUGGCAUUACUGAUGUGUCCAUCACCCAAAUGAGCUUCGGAAAGGAGUACACCAGCGCUGUGGAGGCAAAACAAGUGGCGCAGCAAAUGGCGGAGCGCGCCAAAUGGCGUGUGGAGCAAGCAGAGCAAGAGAGGAAGGGUGCAGUUCUUUUGGCAGAGGGUGAGGCGGAAGCAGCGAAGCUUAUCGGUGACGCUGUGCAGAAAAACCCCGCCUUUAUUACGCUGCGAGGCUUGGAGGCAUCUCGGACUAUUGCCAAACUAAUUAAGGAUCACGGUGCUGGUGCUUUCUAUCUUGACAGCGAAGGCCUCUACCUCAACAACAACAUCAACGGCAUGAAGGAGCAUGAAAAGAAACACGCGCAAUGA